Molecule: messenger RNA, 2096 nt
Organism: Macrosteles quadrilineatus (aster leafhopper)
Lineage: Eukaryota; Metazoa; Arthropoda; Insecta; Hemiptera; Cicadellidae
Exons: 11
Coding region: 105-1964 (619 amino acids)
Biological process (GO): receptor guanylyl cyclase signaling pathway; cGMP biosynthetic process; intracellular signal transduction
Molecular function (GO): peptide receptor activity; guanylate cyclase activity
Source: RefSeq, a predicted model, not a curated record
CAUAAAGUACCAGGGCCACAAUAGUAGUAACUAUGAAGUAAGCCGACCAGAGAUGACGUUUGCCGAGCUGCACUUUCUAGCUUAUUGAAUCUGUAUGUUAUAGGAUGAUGAGCAGACGACUGUCACAAGCUAGUAGACCAGCCAGUGCGUCAGAGAGUGCUGGGGAGGUACAGAGCUUGGGCCCCCCUAGAAGUAGCCUGGGAGGCAGCAUAGGCCUUACAUUUGGACAGCAGUACCAGUGGCGUAUGAUGCUGUGCUGUCUAAUGCCUGUCAUCGUGAUCAUCUACACCACAGCUUCCAACAUACUCAAGGGACAAAUGGAGUUAGUGAGGCUCUCGAGAAUAGAGGCAACGAUUGGUACGAUAGAAGCAGAAUCUGACCUAUUAAAUACUCUACAGAAAGAAAGAACGAAUCAUGCCAUGAGAAUAAUUACUUCCAUAAACAAUAGUUCGUUCGGGAAUCCUGCGAUAUCUGCUACAUUCUCCCCAGCAGUUUCAAACAUAAUAAAAUCUUCGAGAUUUUCAGCCAUAACGAUAAACAUAACAGAAUUUAUCAACUGCACAGAAGUUAAGGAAAUCGAAAUCAUCAACUCUGUUAUUCGAGAAAUCCUGAGUCAGAUUUCUACAGAUACAAGAAGCAUUUCAGAUUCUACCUCUUUUUGGCUGUAUGCUAAAACAUACGAAAAUCUCGUAAUGGCUGGAGAAGAACUACUCAAAUCUGCGGUGCACGAAGUCACUAGCCUCGUGCUGGGUCCACACUCACUCUGUAGCCUCGAACACAACUAUGGCAACAUGGUCAAGCACUAUCUUCUAUCAGCCAAUCAGUUCUCUCAGAUGGAAUCUGACUUCUACCAACUGUCUCUGGACAAUUUGUUUCUGCUGAGCAUUCUAGAUCGCCAAGAUGAUAUAAGUAUUUUGAUGAACACAUCAAGAAACAACUAUAUGACAGCUAUAAAAUAUAUAGAUAGAGUAACUGAGUUUGUCAACAUAUUGAGGAAUUACCAAGAUAAAGUUAUUAAUAAUAUCAGUGAGCAGGUGUCCCUAGCCUAUGUUGAGAGCAUCAACCAUCAAGUGCUAAAUGCUGGAGUGAUGGUGGGAACUGUCUUAGUGUCUGCACUGACAGUCUGUCUCAUGUGUGAGACCAGCAACACAGUGCAGGAGUACGCUAACAUGAUCUGGCGCAAAACUGUGCAACUAAGGGCAGAGAAACGCAAAAGUGACUGUCUUCUCAACCAGAUGCUGCCGUCCACAGUCAUCGCACAGUUGAAACUGCAGAGACAAGUGGUAGCUGAAGACUUUGAGAACGUGACAGUUUUCUUCUGUGACAUUGUAGGAUUCACAGAGCUAUCAGCUACAAGCACACCUAUGCAAGUAGUCACCAUGUUAAACUGCCUAUACAGACUGUUUGACUCACGUAUUCAGAAAUAUGAUGUUUACAAGGUGGAAACUAUCGGAGAUUCUUAUAUGGUUGUUUCAGGAUUGCCCCAGGAAAAUGGCAUUGUACAUGCAGCAGAGAUAUCCACGAUGGCAUUAGACCUGGUGCAUAGCUUGGAGAGUUACCGUAUUCCCCACAGACCGUCGGAGAGUCUGCAAGUGCGUGUAGGCAUCAACACGGGGCCUUGUGUGGCUGGAGUCGUGGGGACUACAAUGCCACGAUACUGUCUCUUCGGGGACACCGUUAACACUGCGGCUCGCAUGGAGUCUACUGGGGAAGCAAUGAAAAUCCAUAUAACCAAAACGACCAAAGAUCUUCUAGACAUUGUUGGGGGAUUUAUAGUAGAAUCAAGAGGGGAGGUGGAAAUAAAGGGAAAAGGUGUUAUGGAGACAUAUUGGCUGACAGGUAAGGAAGGGGGAAUCAACUACACACCCGAGAUAGAUUUCAAAGAUGACGCAGACUAUGUUCCAGACUUCAUACAUAUGAUUGCAUCUCCCUCCACAGAUGAACUACUAGAAUCAACAUUAUAACAUCAAGCUCGCAGCUGUUCGGCUGAAAACUUUGAAACUGCUUUGGACAUUGAGAUGUCAAAUCAUUGUACUUCAUCUAACGCUAACAGAAGACUGUCUCUGUUUUCCUUCAGGCCUAACUACUUUUAAUAC